AUGAAUCUCGAAUUUACUGUAACAGAAGCUAUUGUUCAUAGUUUGGGAGUAAUUAAUGAAAUUCGUUAUGAAUUUGAAGAAUUUACUGUUGAAUAUGUAUCAGCUGGUAUAACAAAUAAAAAAGAAAAACGUAGUCGAACAUAUGAUACAAAUAUAACACGAAAAGAAUAUAAUAAAUUAGCUGAACAAUAUCAUUAUGGAUUAUCGUUUGAUAAUUUCAUUGUUGUUUUACGUCCAUUUAUGAUGGGAUUUUAUCAAAAUGAUGAAUUAGAACAAGCAUUUCGCAUUUUAGAUAAAAAUAACUCGGAUUCUAUUGAUGUUGAUGAUCUAGCAAAUUUUUUACCAAUUAUUAAUGAAUAUGCAACUAGUGAUACUUUAAAAAAUUAUAUUAAAAAGUCGGAUUUUAAUUUUGAUGAAAAUCUAUCUUAUGAUGAAUUUCGAUCACUUAUAUUAAAAGGGAUUGGACGUGACAUGAUUUGUACUCAUAUCUAA
Rotaria socialis is the source of this 492-nucleotide messenger RNA. The record is from the annotation of a GenBank genome assembly. NCBI's taxonomy places the organism in Eukaryota, Metazoa, Rotifera, Eurotatoria, Philodinida, Philodinidae.